Rhodamnia argentea is the source of this 1552-nucleotide messenger RNA. RefSeq names its product GDSL esterase/lipase 7. Gene Ontology annotation, molecular function: hydrolase activity, acting on ester bonds. The transcript is spliced from 5 exons. The record is from RefSeq and is a predicted model, not a curated record. Bases 2 to 1225 code for a protein of 407 amino acids. NCBI's taxonomy places the organism in Eukaryota, Viridiplantae, Streptophyta, Magnoliopsida, Myrtales, Myrtaceae.
AAUGCCGAUGGAUCUCCAACUCUCUCUCCUCUUCUCGCUCGUCCUCGUCUCCGCCGUUUUCUCACCGUGCAUGUCCUUUCCAUCGCCGCAAUCGAGCCCUACUUCAUCUCCUUCCCCUUCGACUUCUCGUCGAGGACUGAAAAACCCUGGCAUCCAUAUCUCAUCUUCACGGCUGGCUUCCCCGAGUCCUACACCUGGUCCUCUCGCCCCUGCACUGUUUGUGUUCGGCGACUCCUCCGUCGACUGUGGCACCAACAAUUUCCUCGGGACGCUCGCGAGGGCGGACCGCCUUCCUUAUGGCCGAGACUUCGACACCCAUGAGCCCACUGGCAGGUUCUGCAAUGGACGAAUCCCAGUCGACUAUCUCGCUCUAUAUCUCGGUCUUCCGUUUGUACCGAGUUAUCUUGGACAGAGAGGACAGGCGGAAGAUAUGAUUCAUGGAGUGAACUACGCAUCUGCCGGUGCCGGAUUAAUCUUCUCGAGCGGAUCGGAGAUGGGUCAACAUGUCUCCUUCACUCAGCAAGUCCAGCAAUUCGCAGACACAUGCCAGCAGUUCAUUUUGAAUAUGGGAGAGGACGCUGCGGCUGAUCUCAUCUCGAGCUCGGUGAUUUAUAUCUCGGUCGGAAUCAACGACUACAUACAUUACUACUUGCCUAAUGUGUCCGACGUGCAGAGCCUGUACUUACCGUGGAGUUUCAACCAUUUUCUGGCGUCGUCCCUAAGGCAGGAAAUCAAGAACUUGUACAACAUGUAUGCUAGGAAGGUUGUGGUGAUGGGAUUGCCGCCCAUCGGUUGCGCUCCUCACUAUCUGUGGCAGUACAGGAGCAAAAACGGGGAGUGUGUGGAUGAGAUCAAUGACGCAAUCACGGAGUUCAACUUUGCCAUGAGAUUCAUGGUCGAGGGGCUAGGUCGGGAGCUCACGGGCGCGAGCAUCACCUUCUGCGAUGUAUUUCAAGGUUCCAUGGACAUACUGAAGAAUCACGAGCAUUAUGGUUUCAAUUUUACUACCGAUGCAUGCUGCGGGCUAGGCAAGUACAGAGGCUGGAUCAUGUGUUUGUCGUCCGGAAUGGCGUGCGAAAAUGCUUCUACGCAUAUUUGGUGGGACCAGUUCCAUCCGACGGCGGCGGUGAACGCAAUUUUAGCAGACAACGUGUGGAACGGACUGCACUCGAGGAUGUGCUAUCCGGUGAACAUGGAAGAGAUGGUGGUUCAUAGGACUAAAUGAUUAGUACUGCACGUCGGACCUGCUGAAUUCAUUCACAAACUUCCCUAUUUUUCCUGUACCGUUCAUUUCUUAAGAUAGUGAUGUCUGUAGCGAAUAACGAGCGAAGUAUUUCAUGAUCAACAUGAAUGUAUCUGAUGUAAUUUGCUACUACGUAUCAGUAGAUUGUCCACAGCAGAUCCAUCAAAACUCGAAUAUAGGUUUCAAUUUUGCUCAUCCAACUCUUCUUAGGAAAGGUGCGUGUCAUCUUCGACAUCUGAUUGUACCUCGAAACUAGGGAAUGAGGUAGUAAUGUCCCUGCAGAAACGAAUUGAAAAUUUCUAAGUAGAA